Messenger RNA from Ochlerotatus camptorhynchus, 5278 nucleotides. RefSeq names its product Carboxypeptidase D svr (gene svr). Gene Ontology annotation, molecular function: zinc ion binding; metallocarboxypeptidase activity. Lineage: Eukaryota; Metazoa; Arthropoda; Insecta; Diptera; Culicidae. Gene Ontology annotation, biological process: peptide metabolic process; protein processing. The coding region runs from base 366 to 4727 and encodes 1453 amino acids. The transcript has 12 exons. The record is from RefSeq and is a predicted model, not a curated record.
UCGCGUCGCAGGUUGUGGUGGAGUGAAUCGUAAUGUAAAUGCGAAUUUUCCUCCGUCUGAGAAGCACACGUCGUAGUCGUCCGUCGCCUGUUGUGGAUUUUCCCUGUACGCAAACUGAAGAAUCAGGAAAAUAAUUUUCCAACCCCCCCUGCGUGGGUGGCAGACGACCCGCUGCUCCCAGAAAAAGAAAACCGAUUUUCGGCUGAUUAGUCGAAGUUGGAAGUGAAAUUUCGUAGCUGCUGUGUGCUAGUGUGAGAAAAGUGCUUACUACCAGGAAGAGAAAGAAAAUCUUGAUUCCAUAUUGUGAAAUUUGUGCUGCUCGUUCCUCCGGAGAGCGGAAGACAGCCGACAGAAGAAGCUGGAUAAUGGUUCAGAAUAGGAAAUUAUCCGCAGUGCUAGUGAUUGUCCUUAACUGUUUCGUAUUUCUCGCUAAUGGCUUCACGCUGCAGAAAGGUUCGUCCCCCGCUGGGGCCAUAAUCGAGAACGAAAGUUUUCUCCAGAAUCCGCACUAUGAGUCCAACGAUGAGCUGCAGGAUCUGCUGGCACGGCUCCAGAAGAACCAUCCAUCCAUGGUGAAAGUGCACAUAGUCGGAUCUUCACUGGAGAACCGCCCGCUGUUGGCCGUGGAAAUCAGACCAAAUAUCGAUCGACCGAGGCCACUGCUGAUGCCAAUGUUUAAGUACGUGGCCAACAUGCACGGUGACGAAACUGUCGGUCGUGAGCUGCUGAUCUACUUGACGCAGUAUUUGGUCAACAAUUACGAACAGGAUCCAGAGAUUGGGGCGCUGGUCAACAGUACCGCCAUCUUCCUGAUGCCAAGCAUGAAUCCGGAUGGCUUCCAGCGGUCCAAGGAAGGCAACUGCGAAUCACUGCCCAACUACAUGGGACGGUACAACGCAGCCAAAGUCGAUCUGAACCGAGAUUUCCCGGACCGCCUAGACAAUGAGCGGAUACGGCAUUUGCGCCGCAACCGCUAUCAGCCGGAAACCGUGGCCGUCAUGAACUGGAUCCGGAGCAAUCCGUUUGUGCUGUCGGCGAACCUUCACGGUGGAGCCGUGGUGGCCAGCUAUCCGUUCGACAACUCGAUUUCGCACCACGAUUGCUGCGAGGACAGCCCAUCUCCGGAUAACCACUUCUUCAAGUACGCUUCGCUGGUAUACGCCCAGAAUCAUCCGGUCAUGAAGGACGGUAAGGACUGCAACGAAACAUUCAAAGACGGCAUCACCAACGGGGCGUACUGGUACGAGCUGAACGGCGGCAUGCAGGACUUCAACUACGUGUUCAGCAAUUGCUUCGAAAUUACACUGGAACUGAGCUGCUGCAAGUACCCGAAGGCGAGCGAAAUGCCCAAGGAAUGGCACAAGAACAAGCGCUCGCUGAUCGAGUACAUCAAGCUGACCCAUGUUGGCGUUAGGGGACUCGUUACCGAUAGCAAUGGAUCUCCUAUCAAGGAUGCCGAAAUCAUUGUAGAUGGAAUUACCGAGAAUAUACGUACGACCGAGCGGGGAGAGUACUGGCGUCUGCUGGUACCAGGCAACUACAAGAUUCGUGUUGAAACCGUCGGAUUCUACCCGAGCCAGGAGGUCCCGAUCACGAUCAUCGCCGAGCAACCGCUGCGCGUCAACUUUAGCCUCAAGUCGUACGACGCCGACGAGGGUGACGGUAAAGUUGCAGAUAAGACCAUGCAUCCUCGAGUGGUGCGACAGCAACCGGAUCAGUAUGGAUUCCUACAGAGACCCAAGUUCGAACAUCACAACUUCACUGCCAUGGAGACUAUGAUUCACGACCUGGCCGGUAACUAUCCCUCGAUCACCCGUCUCUAUUCCAUCGGCAAGAGCGUCCAGCAGCGCGAUCUAUGGGUGAUGGAAAUCACCCGCACCCCGGGUCGACACAUUCCCGGCAAACCGGAAGUCAAAUACAUUGCCAACAUGCACGGUAACGAAGUGGUCGGUCGGGAAUUGCUGCUCUUGCUCGCCAAGUAUCUCUGCGAGAACUACAACCGCACGGAACGGGUCACCAAGCUAGUCAACAACACCCGGCUUCAUCUGCUGUUCAGCAUGAAUCCGGAUGGGUAUGAAAUUUCCGAAAUCGAAGACAAAGACAACCUGAAGGGCCGGGCCAAUGCGAACAAUGUGGAUUUGAACCGAAACUUUCCGGAUCAGUUCGGCCGGAACCACUACGACUUGAAGCAGGAACCGGAGACACAUGCCGUUAUGAACUGGUCGUUGUCGAUUCCGUUCGUCCUGUCGGCGAACUUGCACGGCGGUGCACUGGUGGCGAACUAUCCGUUCGACGAUUCGCCGAAGGACUUUGCCUACUCGAACGGCUACGGCAAUCCACGGACCGUUUACAACCCCACGGAGGAGGACGAGAUGUUCAAGUACCUGGCGCAUACGUAUGCUAAUGCCCACACAACAAUGCACCUCGGAAAACCGUGUCCCACCUACAUAAAGGAAAGCUUCACCGACGGAAUCACCAACGGCGCUGCUUGGUACUCCGUUACCGGUGGCAUGCAAGAUUGGUCCUACAUCGUCGGCGGUGCCUACGAACUGACGCUCGAGGUCGGUUGCGACAAGUUCCCCAAGGCUGAAGAGCUGCCCAAUUUCUGGAUGCAGAAUCGUGAAGCACUGCUGCGAUACGUGGAACAGGCACAGCACGCUAUCUACGGCACGGUAAAGAGCACGAUCGGACAUCCGAUCGCCCAUGCCACGGUCCAAGUGAACAACAUCCAGCAUGUCACGUUUAGCACCGAGGAAGGAGACUUCUAUAGGAUUCUGCUGCCGGGGUUGUACAACGUCACGGCCGAUGCUUCUGGCUACGAGCCUCAGGUUAUGCAGGUUCGCAUUCCUCCGGAGGCAACCUCGCCAGUUCUGGUUGAUUUCCUGCUAAUGCGAGACGAUCCACAGCACUGGUCAUCGGCGUACGACUAUCGUACAUUGGAGAAUGUGGUGAGAACGCGUUACCACAGCGACGCGGAGUUGCAUCAGAUUAUGAGCGAGUUUGAGAACAAAAAUUACAAAACCGCUUCGCUGGAGUUUGGAGACAACGAAGUGGACAUGGCAUACCCAUCGGUGAAGAUGACCGACAAUAUUGGAACUCCCGAGGAAACCAAGCUACACAUUCUCGUCCUAUCGUCUCUGUUCCAAAGUACGACCAUCGGUCGCGAGAUUGUCAUCAACCUGGCUCGACACGUCCUGGCCGGGUACAAAAUUCCCGAACCAUCUCUGCUUAAACUGAUGAAGAAUGUAGUGAUUCACUUUGUGCCCAUCAAGAUUGACUCGGAGCAGCUGUUGGAACAGUUCCACGCGAACAGAAGUGUGUGUGAUCCGGUCGUCAAAGAGGAACUGGCCGAUAAAUUACUGAGUGCGGAAACCGAUCAUCAGAAGGACAUGCUUCUGAGGAUGCUACAGGACGAGGAGUAUGAUCUGGCGCUGAACUUUGCUGCUGGUGGAAAUGAUGUAUUCUACCCAAACACGGACGACAAGGUGGCUAUCUAUCCUCGGUUCGCUGAGAAAAUCAAAGGUCACAAAUAUACUGUAGUGUCCAACGCGCAGUGUCCGGAAUCUACCGCCCGCCUCCAUCAAGCGGAUGCCAUCCAGCGUCUAACCAAUCAGUUACACAGCCUCUACAAGGUGCCUCUGUUCACUAUGCAGCUGGGAUGUUGCAAAAUGCCGCAGGAAGCUGAGAUUGCCACCGUGUGGCGUCAGCACCUUGAACGGAUGACCAACUUCCUGCGACUAAUCGAUACCGGCAUCAAAGGUUACGUGCGGGAUACCAAGGGCAAAGCCUUGCGGAAAGCAAUCCUCAAAGUUCGAGGCAACAACCUCAUCUAUAAGGUCACUCCCAAUUUAGCACACUUCCGCGUGGUCCUUCCCUCCGGGUCGAUGGAAAUCGAAUUCAGUUGCCUAAAUUACACCUCGAGAAUAAUGUCCAUCACGUUGAACCAGGAUCAAAUUCUGGACAUGGGCGACGUCGUCAUGCAAGAGUCGGCUAGACCCAUGGGUGAAGGUAGCGUAGAGCCACUUCAUCCGAAACAACCCACCGUAUCCACCGUGAAACCCGAACGGCACGACAGUUUCUCAGUGCUGGAACCGCGUGAAAAAAUGAAAAUCUUCCCCAUGGAUGGGGGAGAACCCAUUGGGAGAAUCUCAGGUUUGAUUCUGGACGAAUCCAACCACCCACUUGCAAACUCGAAGGUGUACAUCCAAAACCAAAUUGCCAAUCUUAGUACAUUUACGGAUUACCUCGGCAAAUUCCAGCUCGACGGUGUCAAGCAAACAGAUAUUACACUACAUGCAAAGGUCUCCGGGUACACAGCCGAUCAACGUACCCUUCACCUCGAUCCCUCAACUGGAGGUGAUCUAUACGGUGUGAUAUUCCAUCUGAAGCGGGAUGAACGGGUUCUCGGAAUGCCCCGAUUGGUGUUCGUCAUGCUGGCUGGUUGUGUCUCGGUUGCCAUAAUUGCCUGCGGUGUGGUGUGCUUUAUGUACAUCCAAUCCCGUAGGAGAAACUCUCGCUACUACUACAGCUUCUCAAUGCUGCCCCAGAAAGGUGAACAGUCAAAGCGCCUCUUCGAGGACGACGAGGAGGAUGGCGAGACGGAACUGUUCCGAGCGCCGACCAAGAAACUCCAACCUUACUACGAUGACGAACGGGAUCCGCUCACCGAUACCGAGGACGACAGCGAGGAAGAAGUUGUGAUGCUCAACUCUUCGUUCCGAAGCUAGACGUGUCUGAUAGAAGUUAACUACAAAUCGCCCUUUAAGUUUGAAUUAAGUUUAAAUAGCUAAUCUCUACAAUACGAACAUAUUGCCUUUUACGUUCACGUUCUACGUUAAAGUUCAAAUCGAAUCAUUCCAAUCUCGUAUUACUGGUAUUUCUACUUAUUCCGGUGUGUCAAUUAGAGCAGACUGUUUUCAAAAUUUUGCUGCUAUGUCUUGUGCAAUUACAAUUAACUGAACUGAAUAUUCCUGUACCGCAUAGGCACAAUGAAAUGAUAAAUGUGAUAACUGUUGAGAGAGAGAAAAAUGCACAAUUAUAGAUUGAUUGGGAAUAAUUGAGAGAUCAGUUAUCUGCUGAUUAUUGAUGAUUAAAUUGUUAUCCUACGACGUGCUCUCCUACGAUUGAUAGACCGUACCCUCUAGGUUGGUACUUAUUGUUUAAAACAAAUGAAACAAUCAUUUCAGAAGAGCAAACAAGAAACGUUAGGAGUUGUUUUUGUAUGACACGCUCUUCAACGGGAUCUUUUUGUAAUAAAUGUAUGUUGUAAGAAAUUAAA